AUGACUUCUAGUUUAUUAGUUCAAAAAAUGAUGUCAAUAAAACUAAGUACAGGCGAAUUCGAAAAAAUAAAAUGGCUUAGAUCCAAUAAUAACGAGAAAACUUUUAAAACAGUUUCAUCAUUAAGAAAGUUAUUACAAAAUCCAAAAUACAGAAAAACUUGCAGACUGUGUCUCAAACCAGGCAACAAGAGGAUGUUUGACAGCAAUGAUUUUGAUGUAGCUGUCGUAAUCAAACAAAUGUUGCAGAUACAGGUAACCCAGAAUGAUGAUAAACCGCAGUACAUUUGCAAUGCAUGUGAAGUGGUACUCCGGAAUGCUCACCAGCUGAGGCAAACUGCUGAGGUCACCCAGUGGAGACUGCAGCAGGAACUUGAACUAAUAACAAAUAUGGAAUCAGAUUCUGAAGAGAAAGAGAAGAAGCCUCAUGGAGGCUACUUUGUGAAAAAAGGCGCGACUGUCGUACGGGAAUGGAUUUGUGGAAAAUGUCGACAAACAUUUGAUAGCCAGAAGAUGUUCACGGAACAUGGAAAACUGCCGUGUUCUCGCGGCGAGAAGAGUUUUGUAUGCGAAACGUGUGGGCUAGAGCUGAAGUCUAUGACAAGAUUGAAGAGACACAUGCUUAUUCACACGGGGGAGUUGCUGUAUCCAUGUGUUCAGUGCCCAUACCGGGCUCGUACUAAGUAUGCGCUGAUGGUUCACGAGCGAGCUCACAGCGGCGAGCGACCCCUGACCUGUCCACACUGCCCGGCCACCUUCCUCAACUCUUCAAAUCUCGCGUCGCAUAAGAGGAGACAUCUGCCACCAGCCUAUCAUUGCCAUGUGUGUGUCAAGAGCUUUAGAUUUAAGGAGGCACUGCAAAAUCAUUUGGCUACACAACAUAGCACAGCUAAGCCCCAUGUCUGCAAUGCAUGUGGAAAAGCCUUUUCAACCAGAAAGAUGAUACGACGUCACGAACGUAGAGUCCACAAUAGACCGAAGUUGCGUUCUGGAGUCCUGCCUACAUACUUACGACAGCAACAGCAGGAACAAAUGACAUAA
Spodoptera littoralis (African cotton leafworm) is the source of this 1038-nucleotide messenger RNA. The record is from the annotation of a GenBank genome assembly. Lineage: Eukaryota; Metazoa; Arthropoda; Insecta; Lepidoptera; Noctuidae.